Globicephala melas (long-finned pilot whale) is the source of this 4756-nucleotide messenger RNA. It is a transcript of the gene EPHB2, whose product is annotated as EPH receptor B2. Gene Ontology annotation, molecular function: ATP binding; transmembrane-ephrin receptor activity; protein binding. Gene Ontology annotation, cellular component: plasma membrane; dendrite. The record is from RefSeq and is a predicted model, not a curated record. NCBI's taxonomy places the organism in Eukaryota, Metazoa, Chordata, Mammalia, Artiodactyla, Delphinidae. Gene Ontology annotation, biological process: axon guidance; ephrin receptor signaling pathway; protein phosphorylation.
CCGGGCCCCGCGGCGCCGCGGCCCGAGGCCCCGGGAAGCGCAGCCAUGGCCCUGCGGAGGCUGGGGGCCGCGCUGCUGCUGUUGCCGCUGCUCGCCGCCGUGGAAGAAACGCUGAUGGACUCAACCACAGCGACGGCGGAGCUGGGCUGGAUUGUGCAUCCUCCAUCAGGGUGGGAAGAGGUGAGUGGCUACGAUGAGAACAUGAACACGAUCCGCACGUACCAGGUGUGCAAUGUGUUUGAAUCGAGCCAGAACAACUGGCUACGGACCAAGUUCAUCCGGCGCCGCGGCGCCCACCGCAUCCACGUAGAGAUGAAGUUCUCAGUGCGUGACUGCAGCAGCAUCCCCAGCGUGCCUGGCUCCUGCAAAGAGACCUUCAAUCUCUAUUACUAUGAGGCCGACUUCGACUCGGCCACCAAGACCUUCCCCAACUGGAUGGAGAACCCGUGGGUGAAGGUGGACACCAUUGCCGCCGACGAGAGCUUCUCCCAGGUGGACCUCGGUGGCCGGGUCAUGAAGAUCAACACCGAGGUGCGGAGCUUCGGGCCCGUGUCCCGCAGUGGCUUCUACCUGGCCUUCCAGGACUAUGGCGGCUGCAUGUCUCUCAUCGCCGUGCGCGUCUUCUACCGCAAGUGCCCCCGCAUCAUCCAGAACGGCGCCAUCUUCCAGGAGACUCUGUCCGGGGCUGAGAGCACAUCGCUGGUGGCUGCCCGGGGUAGCUGCAUCGCCAACGCGGAGGAGGUGGACGUGCCCAUCAAGCUCUACUGUAACGGGGACGGCGAGUGGCUGGUGCCCAUCGGGCGCUGCAUGUGCAAAGCGGGCUUCGAGGCCGUGGAGAAUGGCACUGUUUGCCGAGGUUGCCCAUCUGGAACCUUCAAGGCCAACCAAGGGGAUGAGGCCUGUACCCACUGUCCCAUCAACAGCCGGACCACUUCAGAAGGGGCCACCAACUGCAUCUGCCGCAAUGGCUACUACAGAGCAGACCUGGACCCCCUGGACAUGCCCUGCACAACCAUCCCCUCCGCACCCCAGGCCGUGAUCUCCAGUGUCAACGAGACCUCACUUAUGCUAGAGUGGAGCCCGCCCCGGGACUCAGGAGGCCGUGAGGAUCUUGUCUACAACAUCAUCUGCAAGAGCUGUGGCUCGGGCCGGGGCGCCUGCACCCGCUGUGGGGACAACGUACAGUACGCACCCCGCCAGCUGGGCCUGACCGAGCCUCGCAUUUACAUCAGUGACCUGCUGGCCCACACCCAGUACACCUUUGAGAUCCAGGCCGUGAAUGGCGUCACCGACCAGAGCCCCUUCUCACCGCAGUUCGCCUCUGUGAACAUCACCACCAACCAGGCAGCUCCAUCGGCCGUGUCCAUCAUGCACCAGGUGAGCCGCACCGUGGACAGCAUUACCCUGUCGUGGUCCCAGCCCGACCAGCCCAAUGGCGUCAUCCUGGAUUACGAGCUGCAGUACUAUGAGAAGGAGCUGAGUGAGUACAACGCCACAGCCAUAAAAAGCCCCACCAACACGGUCACUGUGCAGGGCCUCAAAGCCGGCGCCAUCUAUGUCUUCCAGGUGCGGGCACGCACCGUGGCGGGCUACGGGCGCUACAGUGGCAAGAUGUACUUCCAGACCAUGACAGAAGCCGAGUACCAGACAAGCAUCCAGGAGAAGCUGCCCCUCAUCAUCGGCUCCUCGGCGGCUGGCCUGGUCUUCCUCAUCGCUGUGGUUGUGAUCGCCAUCGUGUGUAACAGAAGACGGGGGUUUGAGCGCGCUGACUCGGAGUACACGGACAAGCUGCAGCACUACACCAGUGGCCACAUGACCCCAGGCAUGAAGAUCUACAUCGACCCUUUCACCUACGAGGACCCCAAUGAGGCAGUGCGGGAGUUUGCCAAGGAAAUUGACAUCUCCUGUGUCAAAAUUGAGCAGGUGAUCGGAGCAGGGGAGUUUGGUGAGGUAUGCAGCGGCCACCUGAAGCUUCCAGGCAAGAGAGAGAUCUUUGUAGCCAUCAAGACGCUCAAGUCGGGCUAUACUGAGAAGCAGCGCCGGGACUUCCUGAGCGAGGCCUCCAUCAUGGGCCAGUUCGACCACCCCAACGUCAUCCACCUGGAGGGUGUUGUCACCAAGAGCACACCUGUGAUGAUCAUCACCGAGUUUAUGGAGAAUGGCUCCCUGGACUCCUUCCUCCGGCAAAAUGAUGGGCAGUUCACAGUCAUCCAGCUGGUGGGCAUGCUGCGGGGCAUCGCGGCCGGCAUGAAGUACCUGGCAGACAUGAACUACGUCCACCGCGACCUGGCUGCCCGCAACAUCCUCGUCAACAGCAACCUGGUCUGCAAGGUGUCUGACUUUGGGCUCUCACGCUUUCUGGAGGACGAUACCUCAGACCCCACCUACACCAGCGCCCUGGGUGGGAAGAUCCCCAUCCGCUGGACGGCCCCAGAAGCCAUCCAGUACCGGAAGUUCACCUCGGCCAGUGACGUCUGGAGCUAUGGUAUCGUCAUGUGGGAGGUGAUGUCCUAUGGGGAGCGACCCUACUGGGACAUGACCAACCAGGACGUAAUCAAUGCCAUAGAGCAGGACUAUCGGCUGCCACCGCCCAUGGACUGCCCAAGCGCGCUGCACCAGCUCAUGCUGGACUGCUGGCAGAAGGACCGCAACCACCGGCCCAAGUUCGGCCAGAUCGUCAACACGCUGGACAAGAUGAUCCGCAACCCUAACAGCCUCAAAGCCAUGGCGCCCCUCUCUUCCGGAAUCAACCUGCCGCUGCUGGACCGCACGAUCCCCGACUACACCAGCUUUAACACAGUGGACGAGUGGCUGGAGGCCAUCAAGAUGGGGCAGUACAAGGAGAGCUUCGCCAAUGCCGGCUUCACCUCCUUCGAUGUCGUGUCGCAGAUGAUGAUGGAGGACAUUCUCCGGGUUGGGGUCACCCUGGCUGGUCACCAGAAAAAAAUCCUGAACAGUAUCCAGGUGAUGCGGGCACAGAUGAACCAGAUCCAGUCUGUGGAGGUUUGACGUUCACCUGCCUCGGCUCACCUCUUCCUCCAGGCCCCGCCCCCUCCGCCCCACAUGCUGGCCCCCGGUUCUUCGUCCACCGCAGGGUCAGCCACCUGCCAGGAGGCCAUGGGCAACGGGAAGAACCAAGCAGCGCUCCAGCCAUGAGACGUCACCAAGAACAACACAUGCAACUUCAGAUGAUGGAAAAAAGGGAAUGGGGACAAAAGAAAAUAGAUCCCGGGAGGGGGCGGGAAACACAAGGAAUAGUUUUUAAAGAGGAUUCUCAUAAGGAAAGCGAUCAUUGUUCUUGGAGGAGAAAAAGGGCUUGGGAGAUUCACGCAGUUUGUCCAAUCGGAGAUCAAAAGCAGUUUCUCUCCAACUCCCUCUGGGAAGGUGACCUGGCCGGAGCCAAGAAACACUUUCAGGAACACAAAUGUGAAGGGGAGAGACAGGGGCCACACUUCUCUCCCGUGCCCGGGGCUGCUCUUCCAGGUCUCACUCAACAGCCAUGCGUCAGGCGGAUGAGCAGGCGAUGGGCAACCAACCCCGGAGCCGCUCUUGGAAAAUCCAGUCCCGCUGCCUCUGGGCAAACAGAAGAAUUUUUCUGUCUCUGGAGAAUAUUCUAGAAACUCCAAUGAAAGAGACUUGUCUCUCCUCCUUGUUUCAGCUCCCGGGGCUGAAAAGGGACUUUUGUCCUCCUGGGUCAGGGAGAACGUGGGGACGCCAGAAAGGUCAGCCUUCCUGAGGUUGACCAUCCCCCUCCCCCCGGUCUGCAGCUCACGUCCACGUCAUGCGCACGGCUCGGCGGCCAUGGCCCAGCUGGGCACCCGCUCCUGCCGGUCCACACCUGGAGGACUGAUGCUGCAAUGACUGCCAUCAGCUACGACUGCCACUGAGAAGGAUUGCUCCUACAUCUGGGUUUGUUUACAGCAAUUUGUGGACUCGGGGGUAUUUUGGUCAGGGGUGGAUUUGGUUUGGGGGGUUGGGGUUUGUUGGUUGGUUUUUUUUUUAUGACAAUGAAGUGACACUUUGACAUUUCCUACCUUUUGAGGACUUGAUCCUUCUCCAGGAAGAAGGUGCUUUCUGCUUCCUGACUUAGGCAAUACACCAAGGGCGAGAUUUUAUAUGCACAUUUCUGGAUUUUUUAUAUGGUUUUCAUUGACACCCUUCCCUCCUCCCCCCUGCAUAGAGUUCCCACCUGCUGCCAGGCCUCACCAAAGCCGACUGCCACAGGGCCAUCUGGGCCAUUCAGAGACUGAGUGAGAUUUGGGUGGAGGGUGGGGGCCAAGGUGGAGGAGCAUCCCACCCCAGGACUGUUUCUGAAAGCAACAGAUUGAGGAGGAGGCUGCAGGGUCAGAAGCCUCUGCCCACAUCUCCAUCUCCUUCUGUCCCAGUCUAUCCAGUACUUCCCAGGCAAACAGGCCCCUUCGAGGUUCCUGAGUGCCCUCGGGUGGCCAGAACCCAGUUUUGUCUCUGGGAGCCUAAACCAGGCCAGGACCCAGGUCAUUCACUGUGAUAUCCCAGCCCUCCAGAGCAUCACCGUCAGACCACGUGCAGGCGUGCUCCUCUCCUCCCCUUGCAAGAAAGCAUGUGAUUUCUCUCCCACCUCCUUCCCUCCACCAGACCUUUGCCCAGGUCUGAAAGUCUUGGCCGUGGGAAAAUAAUCAGCCAAGUGGUCUGGCCACAGGCUCUCUCCUAUGAGUAAAUGCAGCUACCUGAGCAGAACAGUCGGUUAGUGAACUGAAUGGAAAUAAACACUUUAGUU